This is a messenger RNA of Trichomonas vaginalis G3, 609 nucleotides long. Its product is annotated as GTPase protein. The coding region runs from base 1 to 609 and encodes 202 amino acids. Gene Ontology annotation, cellular component: phagocytic vesicle; late endosome; lysosome. NCBI's taxonomy places the organism in Eukaryota, Parabasalia, Trichomonadida, Trichomonadidae. The record is from RefSeq and is a predicted model, not a curated record. Gene Ontology annotation, biological process: phagosome-lysosome fusion. The transcript has a single exon. Gene Ontology annotation, molecular function: GTP binding; GTPase activity.
AUGUCUAAAUAUGAAGCUUCAACAGCAAUAGAUCUCAAAAUAGUUGUACUAGGAUCAGCAGGUGUUGGGAAAACAUCUAUUAUUUACAGAUAUUGCAAUGGAACGUUUCAACCUGGCACAAUGCCAACAAUUGGAGCAGGAUUCUUCACUCAUAAUAUAGAAAUCGAUAAAAAAGACGUCAACCUUCUUUUAUGGGAUACAGCUGGUGAGGAGCGCUUUAAAUCUGUCACGCCUUCCUUGCUUCAUGGUGCAAAUGGAAUGAUUUUAGUCUACGACGUCACAUCGAAAGUGAGCUUCAAAGAGCUAAGCGAUUAUUAUGAGAUGUUCCUUGAAACAUGUGAGUUCAAAAACGGAGAAGAUUUACCAAUUUUAGCUUUCGGCAACAAAAUCGACAAAGAAGACUGGAUGACAACAGAACAAGAAUUUGAUACCUGGUGCGAGACUAAUAAAGUACCGUUUCAUGCUAUGUGUUCUGCAAAAACUGGAGAAGGAAUUGCUGAACCAAUUAAACAACUUGUUGAAUUAAUAUUAACACCACAACGUAUAACAAAAACACCAGCUCUCCAAAUUAGACCAUUCCCUGAUGACGAAAAGAAGGGAUGCUGCUAA